Lotus japonicus is the source of this 1159-nucleotide messenger RNA. Its product is annotated as protein DCL homolog, chloroplastic-like. The record is from RefSeq and is a predicted model, not a curated record. Gene Ontology annotation, biological process: chloroplast rRNA processing; chloroplast organization. NCBI's taxonomy places the organism in Eukaryota, Viridiplantae, Streptophyta, Magnoliopsida, Fabales, Fabaceae. Gene Ontology annotation, cellular component: chloroplast. Bases 246 to 839 code for a protein of 197 amino acids. The transcript has 3 exons.
UGAUAUCCAAACGUACUCUAUAUAUAUUCUCAUCAGACAUGGGCAUUGAAAUUUAGUAAUCUACUUAAUAGCAGUUGAUAACCUUGAUACUGAGAAUUUGAGAUGCAUUUUCAUCUUUCCCUAACUAUUUUCUUGACCAUUAAAAUUAUGGAAAUAAGUCAAAUAAUGAAAUUAUAUGAAGAAAAAAAUGUGAGAAAGGACCAAAAAAAAAAAAGGACCCAACCCAACCCAGGCCAGAAUCAACCAUGGCCGCUCCUCUUCUUCUCAGACAGGUUCUCCUGCUUCGCGCUUGCCUCCAUAGCCACACCGCCAGAGCCGUUGUCGCGCGCCACCGUCUGUGGUGCAGCGCCGCCACGAACUCACCGUCGAAUGAGGCGGAGGAGAAAGCAAUCCCCAGCACCACCUUCAACCUGCGGAGCGAUAAGUACCAGGCAAAUCACCCGCGUUGGGAGGAUGAUCCUGACUAUCGGAAAUGGAGGGUUAAAGAAGAGGAGAUUCUCAAGGACAUUGAACCUAUCAUGUUGCUUAUGAAGGAUAUUCUCCAUUCGCGAAAGUAUAUGGAUGGACAGAGACUGAGUGUGGAGGAUGAGAAAGAUAUAGUGGAGAAGCUACUUGCUUAUCAUCCACACUCUGAAGAUAAGAUUGGGUCUGGUCUUGAAUCCAUUAUGGUUGACCGUCACCCCCAUUUUCGGCAUUCAAGGUGUCUUUUUGUUGUAAGAACUGAUGGAGGCUGGAUCGAUUUCUCCUAUCAAAAGUGCCUUCGGAAAUACAUCAGAGAUAAGUACCCUAUCCAUGCAGAAAGGUUUAUUCGAGAACAUUUUAAACGUGGGAGUGGUUGAUGUAUAUAAAGUCAGAAUUUGUCUACUUUGUUUUUGAUAAUAUGACUACUUUUUAAUCUGUUUUCACCCUUCAUUAUUCAGUGGCUUGCUUAGAUAGUUGAUGGUAAUCAUUGGCUGGGAUGUCAAGCUUAUUUUGAAAGAAACGCAAAUGAUUGAACUGAACUUCACUUAGUAGACUUGUGGAAAACUUUGCUGGCGAUGCCGAAAUUGGUGGUUAGAUUUAGAUAACUGUUAGGCUAUAAGGAAUGAGUUUUUGUUGAUUGACCACUUCUAUUAUUGUAGGGAAUUUAUUAUUAUGCGAUGUCCUCAAUCAUCACAAA